Clarias gariepinus (North African catfish) is the source of this 3532-nucleotide messenger RNA. RefSeq names its product MKKS centrosomal shuttling protein (gene mkks). The record is from RefSeq and is a predicted model, not a curated record. Gene Ontology annotation, cellular component: nucleus; cytoplasm; kinociliary basal body. Gene Ontology annotation, biological process: chaperone-mediated protein complex assembly; protein folding; developmental process. The transcript is spliced from 5 exons. Gene Ontology annotation, molecular function: ATP binding. Bases 130 to 1827 code for a protein of 565 amino acids. Lineage: Eukaryota; Metazoa; Chordata; Actinopteri; Siluriformes; Clariidae.
ACAAACACGUCUGUAAUUCUUUCGAGCUGCACUUGUAAAUCGAUUACCUUGUCAAACUGUUUAAUUUUAAUGCGCUAGUUGUUUUAUAUACACGUGCAAGAUAAGAGUUAUCGAGUUUAUAAAGCCACCAUGUCUCGUGUUUGUAAGAGAAAGCCGUCAGUCUGCACGGAUCAGCCUCUCAGUAACGAUGAGAUCUGCAACAAAGUAGCAGUGAUGCGGCGCGCGCUGACCUCCUGUUACGGCCCACGUGGCAGAUUAAAGCAAAUUCACAACGCAGUCGGAGGGCAGGUUCAGAGCACGUCCACCUCAGGGGUACUGCUCAGAGCCAUGACGCUGUCAGAGCCGCUACUCCGACUGAUCGCUGCGGCAGUCCUGGAUCACACCGCCAGACUGAGUGACUGCGGUUUGUUCACAGGAGUCUUCUGCCUUGGCCUAAUUGAAAAUGGAAAAAGGUUGGGUCUCGGGUCUGCUGUGGCAAGUCAAGUGUAUCAAUACUUGUUAGAAGAAUGCAACCGGUAUCUCAGGGCAGAUGAUUGCGGGUGCAAGGUUCAGGUGGAUUUCAGCAGUAUUCGGUCACUUAUGGCUUUAGCUCAAACUGUGGUAUCUAGCAAACCAGCCUGCAUGCUCCACCCUGAUGAAUCACAACACAUCACCUCUCUGACCGUGCAGGCCUUUCUUCAGUCUGUUCCAUCAGCUUCAUCAGGCGUAUUUGGAAGAACAUUGGUUCUGGCCUUAGACGGACAGCCAGUUAGCGAUUCUGUUGUUUUGCCCGGAUUGCUAAUCGAAACACCCGUUUUAAAGUCUGUCGAUCUAAAGAACCGUAAUCCAGGUCGCUGUAAGAUAGUGUUAUUUGGCACAUCUCUGUCAGGUGAUUGUUCUGAAAUUGGAGAAGCAGCUUUAGAGAUCCCAGUGGGAAUAAAUCCAGAGACGGUCGUCUUGGAGCAGCUUUUGAAGCUCGGCGAGCGAGUGGUUCAGGACGGCGUGGGAGUGUUUGCAUGUCAGAAGGUGAUUCACCCGGUGCUGCAGCAGUACCUGAAGGAACACGGACUGGUGGUCAUCGAGCGGCUCGGACUUGCUCUGAUGGAGCCAGUUGCUCAAAUGACAGGCGCUCUGAUUAUGGCGUCUGUCUGCACCCCAGUCCCAGCCAAAGCAUAUGGACAGAUCGAGGGGCUCCAUCUGCAUCGGAUUGGACCUAAAGAGUUUUUCCAGCUCGUUCCGUCUGGAGAGGCAGCCGUUAACACCAUGGUGCUCUGUCACAGGAACGAAACCAUGUUAGAGGAGCUUAAGGUGACGUGUCAGACAGCAGAGCAUGUGCUGCGACUGACUCUUAAGGAGCCUUAUGCACUGAUUGGAGGGGGCUGCACAGAAACAUUGUUGUCUGCUUACAUCAAAUACAUAAGUGAGUCUAAGGCGAGUGAAGCGGCCUCGGCUCUAAAGUGCUCACGUGCAGACUUCCUCCUCGCUACAGAGGCGUUCUGCUGUUCUCUGCAGUCUGUGGCUCUUUCUUUAAACCAUGAUGACCAGCACUUCCUCACGGACUUGACUCAUGCUCAUUGCUGGGUUACAGAAGCUGAUGCAUUCUCACAAACCACAACCUUGCACCGCUGCAGCUGUGGUUUGGUAAAUGUAAAGGCAACUCUGGAGAAGAUUUUUCUCAGUACGCUUAACAAGACAGCGUAUCUGUCCUUCCUGCCAGCACCUGUCACAUCGGAUGUCCAACCCGGACUGCUGGACUCGUUCACUGCAAAGCUCAAUGCCUUGAACGUUGCUGUAGAGACCGCAAAUCUUGUGCUAAAUGCAAGCUACAUUAUUAGGGAUGUGAAUUAAUUGGACAAGUUUUGAUGCAAGACUUGACAUACAAGGCAGCACUGUGGCAUACAGUUCCUGCGUCUUAACAUUAGGUGGCGAUCUUCUUUUUGGAGAAGAUUACCAAUCGGUGACAUUUUGGCAUUUAAAACUCACAGAAUUGCAUUUUCAGAAAUAAGUAUUUAUAUCGCUAGUUAAAUUUUAAUACUGUAACAAGGAUGACUUUGAUGUCUUAUAUUAUAUAUGCACUUUAUUCUAUUAUUUUAUUAUUUAUGUUUAUUUAAAUACAUUAUCUAUAUAACUGAUGUGUAUUGGUAACAUGCCCAGUUAUGCCUCCCUAAAGUUCCUUAUUGCCCUAGCUUUUGCAUAAAAAGCUCAAUCAAUAUCAAUCAAAAUCGAUAUGGGUGAUCAAACCCAUACCUACUGUUGACACUUUCAUUUAGCUGCAUAAUUAUUGGCACCUUUAGUAAAAAUGAGUGAAAGGGUUAUAGAAAAAAAUUGUUGUUAGUUGGGCAUUUUGUGUGGAUUAGAAUGUGUGUGUGUUUGUUGUAUCCUGUUGCACGAUCCAGCUAUGGUUUUAUUUAAUACCUCUCUACUUACUUAAUGGAAUCUGUAAUGCCAUGUCACAUUAGCACUGUGUGGCCUUGCACCUCCAGUGUCGAGAAUUUCUGUGUGUGUGUGUGUGGAGCUUGUGCUUUGUGGGUUUCCUUCCAGUGUUCUGGUUUCCUCCCACAGUCCAAAGACAUGCAGAGUAGGCUAACUGGUGUUUCCAAAUUGCCCAUAGUGUUGUGGUGUAUGCAUGUGUACCAUAUGAUUGGCACUCUGUCCGCCUCGUGCCCGGAGUUCCUCAGUGUUCCCCUGGCCUCCUGCGUUAUCCAGUACAGGUUUUGCCUUAGUGUAAUAGGAGACCCAAACAUCUCAGAUCCUCUAUUGAAACUUAACAGUGAGGAUUAGGUUCUUUUAUCUAGAUCAAUUUUUCACUUGCAUUAAAAACAAAAGUCUCUAUUUUCGUCAUAUAUGACCACAGGGCCCAGUUUGAGUCAAAGAGAUGGUAGUGUUUUUUCUAAUGUUUAUACAAAAUAAUUACAAAUUCAAAACUAUAAUAAAUAAUGAGAAUAAAAAUAGAAUAAAUAAUUGCUGUUGUUUAAAAAUGUAAUGUAAGCAUAUGUUUCAUUGACAUUCCAUAACACAGUGUAACUGUAAAUUAUCAUUAUUAUUAUUAUUAUUAUCAUUAUUAUAACUUUAAGCACACUAUUUCUGUUUAAUAAAUAAUCUGUUUAAGAUGUUGUAAUAAUAGAAAUUCUACACUUUGGAAAUUACUGUUAUAGGAAAGAAAUGACCAUCUAGCUGAUAUUGUACCUGUGCUUUGCUUCAGGCUGCAUCAGUUUAUUUUAUUGUUAAUUAUUUUCCCAUAAGAGCAUGCAAGUGUUUUAUUUCAUACACUGGAUUCUACUGUGGAUCCCUAAAUCGGAUCCAUUCAUGCAUAUCCACAGCAUGACAGCAGAAAUUUGGGUGCUAUGGUUUUGCUCCCGAAAGUCUUAAACUGACACUAAAGGUUACAUUUUUCCCCCAGGUUUAUAAGCCGCUGUCUGAAUGGGCAAAAAACGGAUCCCAAAUAAAACUUACUUAUAAAGCUCUAUUGACAGCUUUCCUUAUUUUAAUGUUAUUCUGUCAAUAAUCUGUUUUUAUUGUACAAUAAAAAAAUAUUUGCAAUAAUAAAGUUUCA